Molecule: messenger RNA, 822 nt
Organism: Henningerozyma blattae CBS 6284
Lineage: Eukaryota; Fungi; Ascomycota; Saccharomycetes; Saccharomycetales; Saccharomycetaceae
Gene: FAR7
Product: Far7p
Exons: 1
Coding region: 1-822 (273 amino acids)
Source: RefSeq, a predicted model, not a curated record
AUGGUUGGUAAGAACAAUCAGCAUCAGCAGCAACAGUUAUAUAUCAGCCCUCAGGCUGAGAAUUUAACUUACAUGUAUUCGUUGGUGGAAAAGCUAAUGAGUCAAUUGAAAUCAAACAAGUUACAAAAGGAACUGUUAAUCAAAAACAUAGAUUCGAUUUCAAGACAAGCUUUGGAAUUACAAUUGGAAACAGAAGCUCAAUCUCAAUCUCCUAAUAAUAAUAGGCUUAAUGAAGGAAAUGAUACUAGUAACUGUGCCACGAAAAUUAAUCACAAUUCUAAUAGUAGGAAGAUCCAAAAAAUUGAAACUGAUACUUCAAAAGAUGAUAUAGCGUUAUUUGAUAUGUUUCUUAGUCAAAGAAUCGAUAUUAAUGAUAUAAUAGGUACUAACAAGGAUAAUACUGAUAUUAACGAUGUUAUAUAUCUUGAUAAGGAUAAUGUUAAAAAUGAACACGCAACUAAAGAAGGUGUAAUAUACUCUCAAGUCGAUAAACAUGCAUUAGAAAAAUUGAGGAGGCAGAAUCAAUUGUUGAAAGAAAUCUUGGUGCAAAAGCGAGCCACGAAUAAAGAAACUUAUGAAUUAUUAAAAUUUCAUCAAGAUAGUCUAAAUAAAGUUGUAUCACUCUUGCGAAAUGAUGUAUAUGAAUAUCAUUCCAAAUUUAUUCAAUCAUACAAGUCAAUUUUAAAUAAUGAGUUAUAUUUGAUGGAAAAUGACGAAUUUCAAAAUUAUAUUUCUAAUAUCAAUAGCAUACAGAUACUAAAAUCAUUGUUAAAAAUUUACAAAUCUUUAUUUUCAAUUUUAACUAAAUAUUCAUCAGUAUAA